Molecule: messenger RNA, 2112 nt
Organism: Polychytrium aggregatum
Lineage: Eukaryota; Fungi; Chytridiomycota; Chytridiomycetes; Polychytriales
Exons: 2
Coding region: 224-1645 (473 amino acids)
Source: RefSeq, a predicted model, not a curated record
CGCCUUGGCCUUCGCUUUGCCUUCCAUCCAAACCCUCCGCCAAGAUACUCAUCCCACUCGCCGGCGCCUGCCUGACUUUGGUCGCUCUCUCUCUCCGAUCCUCACUCCUCCCCACAGCAUCCCCGCCCAGUCGCUCAAACCGCUCCUUCUUCAUCGACCACCUUCCAUCAUAGCCCCUCCGUCCCCCUCCCCCCCGCCUCCGAUACCAAACCCCUUUGGCGUCAUGUCGCUCACAAAGUCCCAGCAUCCCUACUCGCUCCCGUCCGUCUCGUCCCCAUCGGGGUCUCAGUUCCAUCAACGGCAUCCUCCGUCGGCUCAUAAAUCCGCCUCCUCAAAGCCCCAGGCCUCGCAGAGCGGCGACGAGUCCCCGGCCUCGUUGUCUGUUCCAAAGGCCUCCGUGGCCUCGCCUCAUCAGCAGCGCCGCAACAGAGUCCACAGCAGCCCGAGCCAGCUCCCUCCUCCGGCCCUGUCGGCUUCUUCCGACUCGGUGUCCAAGCCAGCAGCCUCCCAGGAUGCCUCGCCGGCCAAGACCCCGAGAAAGUCAAAGUCGUCCUCGCCCAAGGGCCAGAGCUUUAUCCAGGCGUCCGUCAACCCCAGCCACGUCGUAAAGCACCAGCCCCUCUCGGCCUCGGCCGACCUGCUGCAGCCGCCUGCUUUUGGUCGCAAGUCCAACUCCAAGCACAACCCCUCCCAACUCGCCUCCGCGGACUCGCCUGCCAAGCCGUCUGCCAAAACCUCUGCCGCCUCAUCCGCUGUGACGAACGCUGUCAACCCAAGCCCCCAACCCAAAUCCUCAAAGUCCAAGCCCGCCAGCGACUCGGUCUCCUCUCCCGAGAAGAAAAAGUCAAAGCCCCGCAGCAACCCUUCCCCUCAGCCCGAGGAGAAGGCCUACGCCAAGAAGCCCUCCUCUCCUGGUCAUCACAGGAAUCACGACUCGCGAGCCUCCCACUCGGACAGCGACCAGCAGUCCCUUUCGGACGACUCGUCCAGCAGCGGCAACGGCAGCAGCGGCAACAUCAAGUAUGCUGGCGCCAACUUUCAGAACUCGCCUGCUGCUCACAACUUGCCCAUCCCAAAGUUUGGCUCGCGCAAGUCCGAGUCUGGCUCCAGCCCAACCCCCAGCGACCGGCUCACCGGCCUCGCCGGCAGCCCGCGCAGCUUCACCGAAGGCACCAACACGUUCGUCGCCAGCGACCAUGCCCAAGUCUAUGCUCAGUCAGAGCGCCUUCACUCCCGCUCGUUUGAGAGCAUGUCCUACUACGAACAACACCUGGGCACCCCGAUUCCCUACAACAAGCACCACCACGCUCGAACCGAGCCCGUGGACAUGUUCAACAUGGACGAUGACCAUGACUCGCACCGGAUAUCCAACGAGGAGCUCCGCCAAAAAUCCAUCAACCUCCUAGCCCUUCUGACCCAGAGCUCCGCGCCAGCCCAUCCGCACUCCAUGGUCGACCAAGUGCCUGCUCUUGCUCCUGCUCCUGCUCCUGCUCUGCUGCGGCCCGGCUACGACGCCUACAUGGGCGUCCCUACGAUAUCGCCUUCGUUCUGUGGCCCUCAAUAUGUCCACGCGUCUGCCGCAAACGAGCACCAUUUGGCUCAGAUCAGUCGCAACCUCAAGGACAUGCUCCGCAUCAGCAGCUAAAUCCGGUGCUUUAGACAAGAUGCCACUACAUUUUUCUCGAUUUAUCACUCCCGCCCCCUUUUUUUUUGCCUUUAUAUUGCUCCCUUUUCCUCCUUUCCCUUUUACUCCAUCGCAGUUGCUUUCGUUUAAUGUAUCUCUCUCUCCUCUUUCUUUUGAUUUUGAUUGCAUCUUCAGAGGCGUGUGAGGAACGCUUUUCUCCCCUCAGCGCACUCGGUGGGCCUCGUGUCCACCUUGGAUCUGCAUCCGUCCUUCCGAGGCUCCGGACGCCGACCCUUCUUCUUCUUCCUUAUUGCCGCAUGCUACUGAUAUCUUCUCUAUUUAUGCCUUCUCGUUCUCCUCAUCGGCUGUCCUUCUUCCCCGCCGAUCCGCUUUUGCCGUCAUCGCGGCGCUUUCCCUUCUCACCAAUCCCAUCCUCCCUCACCAUCGACUCUCCAACAUCCUCUCCACCUCCAAUCUCCGCCUCGAUC